Molecule: messenger RNA, 468 nt
Organism: Ogataea philodendri
Lineage: Eukaryota; Fungi; Ascomycota; Pichiomycetes; Pichiales; Pichiaceae
Exons: 1
Coding region: 1-468 (155 amino acids)
Source: RefSeq, a predicted model, not a curated record
AUGUCUACUGAGUACGACGUGGCGAAAUCGUUUGUGCUGGCCACUUUGAAAACCAUAGUGGUCACAACUACUCAUUAUGUCACCCAAUUCAAGGAUAACUACCCAAACGCCUGGUCUUGGCUCGUUUAUUUGCUGGUUCUAUAUGUCACAUAUAGACUUCUCGUUGGAGCAGUCAGGUUUGUCUACAGAACCAUUGUCAACAUUGUGAAAUUGGCCAUACUAAUUGUGGUGGUUGCUGUGGCCAUCAAUAUCUGGAUCACCAAACCUAAACCGGCCGACUGGAUCCCUCAAAUCCAGUACGCUCUAGUUCAAUUGUACCAUUUCUCCAAACUGUUGCUGGUGUAUGUAACCGGGGUUGUCCGCAGCUUGGACUGGAAGAGUUUGUCCCAAUCGGACUUCGACUCGUUUCUGGAGUCAUUGAGUGCCACUCGGUCCAGACUAGAGACACUUUGGCAACACUUGAGAUAG